Messenger RNA from Linum tenue, 606 nucleotides. Lineage: Eukaryota; Viridiplantae; Streptophyta; Magnoliopsida; Malpighiales; Linaceae. The record is from the annotation of a GenBank genome assembly.
CUUGCUGCUUCUAUUUCCACUGUUGCUUCUGAAUCGACAUUCAGCACAGGAGGUCGAGUUUUAGAUUCAUUUAGGACCUCCUUAUCCCCUGAAGUUGUGGAGGCUUUGAUUUGUUGUGAAGAUUGGAUAAGAUCUUCAGACUCCGAGUUGGUGGAUGAUGGAGAAGAUGAGGGUGAUGAAGUGGUAUUUCAAAAUGGUAAGGACUAUCUUUCUAUUUAUUCUUAUAUUUUAUUUGCAGCUUUUCAAGCUCGGAGUGCAAGUGCACCUGCAGGACCUAGUGAAAGCUCUCGUGCAGGACCUAGGGGAAGCUCUCAUGCUAUGUAACAAGUGAAAGAAGACUAUUUCGAUGACAAUUCUGAUGAGAAUGAUGAGACUUAUGUGGAUGUAGAGCCUGAUGAGGAGGAGUGAUAAUGGUAGUAGUGUUUAUCUUGUAUGGUGGAUGAACUUUGAUUUUACUUUGAUGUUAUCAUUUGAGAAUUGUAAAAUUAAUGUGUUUAAUUACGAGUUGAAGAUAAUCUCAUCUAUGAUUGUGGGUGAUUUUAUGUUGAACAAAAUUAUUACUAAAACAUUGUGCCAUACACCAAACAUUUUUUUGCAUAUGAUAGU